Messenger RNA from Cercospora beticola, 10239 nucleotides. RefSeq names its product membrane morphogenesis protein VPS13 (gene VPS13). Gene Ontology annotation, cellular component: extrinsic component of membrane. Gene Ontology annotation, biological process: protein retention in Golgi apparatus; mitochondrion organization; late endosome to vacuole transport. The record is from RefSeq and is a predicted model, not a curated record. Lineage: Eukaryota; Fungi; Ascomycota; Dothideomycetes; Mycosphaerellales; Mycosphaerellaceae.
CACAUACUCGGCUGUGGAAUGACGUAGCUUGCCUAUUCGUGGGGAAAGCAGAAAGGGCAAAAGGCAACGCGGUGUUGACGCCGUGUUCUGUUUCCUGUUUGGCGGCCACUCCUGCACGUGUUGGAUACGUCGACAGCUCGACAACUUCUUCUCCGCGCGUGUGUGUCACAAGCAGGAUUCCGCUCCUUUGGCCUCGACGACGACGACGACCACGGCACGCUCCCUUUCAUUCCUGCCCACGAGCAGCGUCUGCAUUGCAUCACCACUAAUUCACCUCGCCCACCUGCACGCUGCCGCCUACGCCUCGACCUCGCCCUACGACCGCUACGAUUCCAUGUCUGCAUGAGCAACGACGACACAUGACGGCCGAUCUAUCAUAAUAAUCCCUCCCCGAACACCUCUCUCCCAGGCCCGGGUGACGGCCACCAACCGCCACCAUGGUGUUGGAAAGUCUGGUCGCCAACCUGCUCAACAGGUUCUUGGGCAUGUAUGUUAAGAACUUCGACCCAAAACAGCUGAAUGUUGGCAUUUGGUCGGGCGACGUCAAGCUCAAGGAUCUGGAACUGAAGCGGGAAGCCCUUGACCAGUUCCACUUGCCACUGAACGUGGUGGAAGGGCAUAUCAGUUCGCUGGUCCUGAAAAUUCCCUGGUCCAACCUGCGAGGCCAACCCGUACGCAUCAAUAUCGAGGAUGUUUUCCUGUUGGCCGCGCCCAAGGAGGAUCAAGAGUAUGAUGCAGCAGAGGAGGAGAGACGAGCACAUGCAGUCAAGAUGGAGAAGCUGGACAGCGCCGAGCUGCUGAAGGAACGCAACACUGAGGGCAUGUCUCAAGAGGAGCAACAGAAGCAGCAGUCCUUUACCGCAGCACUGACGACGACUAUUGUGGACAAUGUACAGAUUCAGGUCAAGAACGUGCAUAUCCGCUACGAGGAUGCCCUCUCAGACCCAGGUCAUCCUUUUGCGGCAGGUAUCACAUUGCAAGAGCUGAGCGCGGUAUCGACAGACGAGCAUUGGAAGCCCACGUGGGUGGCGGGAACGAGCACUACCACUCACAAGCUGGCCACUCUCGGCUCUCUAGCCGUCUACUGGGACACCGAUGCAACACUGUUGGGCACGGGAACGGGCGAGCAACAAGAUAUCGACCACAAUGCGACAAUGGAGAAAUUCCGCGAAAUGAUUGUAAAGAGCGGCGAUAGCGAGGCCGUGAAGGACCACCAGUUCAUUCUCAAACCAGUGUCUGGCCGGGCUGGUCUGGAAAUGGACAAGACAGGCAAGUACGAUCGUCCGAAGAUGAAGGCACGUCUCCUGUUCAAUGAGCUGGGAUUCUUGCUGGAUGAUACUCAGUACCGAGAUGCACUCAUGCUAGUGGAUCUAUUCCAUUACUUCAUCCGGCAUCAGGAAUACCGGAAGCUGCAACCUGCCAAAGCACCAAAGGAGGACCCACGUGCCUGGCUGCAGUUCGCUGGAAAAGCAGUGCUCGAUCGUAUACACGACAAGAACAGGCGUUGGUCGUGGGCAUACUUUGCAGAGCGACGAGAUGAUCGUCUCCGAUACAUUGAGCUCUUCAAAAAGAAGAAGAAGGAAGAGAAACUCACACCAGAGGAGACUUCCGAUCUGGAUCGCCUCGAACACAAGUUGACGUACGAAGACCUUCGGUUCUGGCGUUCGCUUGCUCGCAAUCAGCUGCGAAAGGAGGGCUGGAAAAAGCCACAGCCCCAGAAAUCAACGUGGACUUCCUGGAUCUGGGGUAGCGGUGGCGGCCAGGAGCAGAACCAAGCCUCGGAUGAUAGUCAAAUGAACGAAGAGCAGAGAAAAGAGUUGUAUCAGGCUAUCGACUUCGAAGAGAAACAGAGUAUUGCUCAGGCUGUUGAUGCGCCCCGUGAGGCGAUCAAAAUGCAAGUCGACAUGAGCCUCAAGACUGGCAGCUUCACACUACGACGCGAUCCGCAUGGGAAGAAACAAGACAUGCUGAAACUACUCUUUGAGGAUUUCAGUACCGAGUUCAUACAAAGGACCGACUCAACACUCGUCGAUCUCAGUCUCGGCGGGAUGCGUCUCUAUGAUGGCUCAACAGAGGGCAAUCUCUUCGAGCAAAUGUUGACAGUCAAGGACGCCCCUAAAAUACCCGACAGCCAACGAGUCAAAGAAAUUGAGGAUGAUGAGGAUACCAGCUUCAGCGACGCCAAGAGUGUUCAGGGCGACGAUGAAGAUGAAGCAGAUCCAUUCUUCGCGCUGCAGUUCGAGAACAAUCCGCUCGACAACCGUGCCGACACCGCGCUCACCGUCAAGCUUAAGGCCCUUGAAGUCGUGUAUAAUCCAAAUUUCGUUGUUCAGGUCACUAAAUUCUUCAAACCUCCAGAAAAACACAUGGAGUCAAUAUCUGCCUUGAUGGAAUCUGCAGGCUCUACAGUGGAAGGCCUGCGGCAGCAAACAAGAGCCGGUCUCGAAUUUGCACUCCAGGAGCACAAAACAGUCGACGUGCAGCUGGAUCUGCAAGCGCCUCUCAUAAUUGUGCCAGACACCGUUACCGAGAAGAGCAAUAUCUGCUUAAUUGUUGAUGCAGGUCACAUUAGCGUGCGCAGUGACUUGAUUGACAAGGAGACACUGCAUGACAUCCAAACCAAGCAAAAGCAACAGUACUCGGACCAGGACUUCAAGAAGCUCGAAUCACUCAUGUACGACAAAUUCAAUCUACAGCUGGAGGCAACACAAGUGCUCAUGGGCACGAAUAUCGAGGACACAAAGAAACAGCUCGCACAUGAUGCGCCGUCUCAGAGCUUUCAUCUGAUUGAUAGAAUCAAUAUGGACUUCCGGCUCGAUACAUGCAUCGUCCCCAAGGCUUCAGACUUGACCAAGUUCCGCAUCAAUGGACAUCUGCCGCUCUUGCACGCCAAGUUCUCGGAUGCCAAAUACAAGGCGUUGAUGAAGCUCCUGGACUUUGCGAUCCCAAAAUUUGACAAGGACGAGCCGGGUAACAGCACCGAACAGCAACAUCUUUCUCCAGAAGCUGCCAACGAGAAGAAGCUGCGAAGGAAGAGCGAUGCUAAUAAGACUCGCUCCAAAUCUACACAAGUCGCAAGGGACGAGCUUGCAAACGAGAUUGAGCAAGGCGCAGAGGCCAAGCAACGCGACAUUGAACGUGGUGGGAGUGCGGCUAUUCGCAAACAGAUGGAGGCCAACCCAGAGCAACGCAACUUCGAGUUCCGGUUCACUGUCGACAAGCUUCAAGCGUCACUGUACAAGGCAGAUCCUCAAGGAAAGAAGGACGAUCAACUGUUGGUCGAGCUGAUCGCCGAGACUUUCCAUCUUGAGUUCUACCAACGUCCAUUCGACAUGGUUGCAGAUGUCAAGCUCAGCUCGCUUGUUGUUGAAGACCAUGUGGAAGAAGCGCCAACAGAAGAGUUUAAGAAUCUCAUUUCCAGCGAAGAUCUGGUCACGAAGAAGAAGCAGGACUUGCUCACGAUCCAUUUUCAGAUGGUCAACAAAAAUCAUCCCGAGUUUCAAAGCAAGUACGACGGCAUCAAGACGAAUCUUGACGCCUCAGUGUCCACCAUCAAUCUGAUGGUGACGCGCAAAACACUCCUCACGCUCCUCGACUUUGCCAUGACGACUUUUGUUCCUCCGCCAAGCGAUAGUCCUCAACAGCCCACCGAGAUUGAGGAUAGCGACAGCGAAGAUGAUGAUGAAGUUGAAGAAAAGAAAGAUCAAGGCGACAAGAUCCGAAUCAAGGCCAAGCUCAAUCGCAUUGCGGUCAUUCUGAACAAUGACGGGAUCCGUCUCGCUACUUUGAGUUUGACAUCGGCUGAUGCGAAAAUCUUCCUCGCGGGCGGUGCCAUGGAUAUCGAAGCUCGUCUGGGUGCAUUGGAACUGGUCGACGACAUCAACACAGGUGUUUCGGAAGACUCGUCGUUACGCAAGCUGAUCGAGAUUCAAGGAGACGAUUUGCUUGACUUUCGCUAUCAGACGUUCAAUCCUGAGGCACAGGACUAUCCUGGCUAUGAUAAUACUGUGUAUCUGCGCUCUGGCUCCAUCAAGAUCAAUUUCCUCACGGAGCCACUGCGCAAGAUUAUGGAAUUUGGCGUCAAGUUCGGCAAAAUGCAGGCAAUAUUCAAUGCCGCGCGUCAAGCUGCUGCCAAUCAGGCUACAAAGGUGCAGGAGUCUGCAGGCAAAAUGCACUUUGAUGUGUUGAUCAAAACGCCAAUCGUGUCGUUCCCACGCAUGGUCAUCACGGACAGUCCCGAGCGAGACACGGUCACCGCCUACCUGGGAGAAAUCUAUGCCAACAACAAAUUUGUGCCUCUGGAUGGCGAGGCUGGCAACGAGACUGCGAACAAAUUGUCGGCUGGCAUCCACAACAUCCGAUUGACGUCCACUUUCAACUAUGCGGAGUCGAAGUCUGAAGAGCUCGAGAUGAUCGACAAAGUGAACCUUGACUUGAACAUCACUCAGACAGAGCACAAAGCAGGGCGUAAUCGACCAGACACGGAGAUCGAAGGGUCAAUGUCCAACAUCAACCUGCGCCUGACAGAGGGACAGAUGAAGUUCUUAAUGGAACUGUCACGAAACAUACCUCAAGCUUUCGCAUUGGAAGAUAGCGAGGCCCUCGAGGAGGAGGCCGAGGAAGAGCUUCCAUCGAAUGUAGUUCAGCCUGCUCAGGCAGCACAGCCGGUGGGCCAGAAGAAGUCGGAGAAGACCGAGGACGUCAACCACAAACCAUCACGGCAGUCGCCUGAGCUCGGCACCGACGACGAUACCUGGACCAAGCUCGAUCUCAUUUUCAAAAUAGGCGCAAUCGGCCUGGAACUCGUGCAAGGCGCGCCAGAUCAACCCAUUGGCGACUUGGAGGCAGCCAGUCUGUCCAAGUUCUCACUCAAUGAGACCAGCAUUAAACUUCGCAUGAUUAGUGACGGCGCAAUGGAAAGCGAGUUGUUGGUGCAGUCUUUCACGGUCACGGAUACGCGACAGCACGAGAAGAACAAAUUCCGCAAGAUCAUGUCGCUGAUCAACAACGACGUGAAGCAGCAAUUCAUGGCCAGCGUCUCCAUCUCUGGUGGCGAGGAGAAGAACCUCAUUGCACUGCUCACGAUUGACAGCCCCAGGAUCGUACUUGCGCUGGAUUACAUCUUUGCAGUGCUCAACUUUGUUCAGAACGGUCUGAAGCAAGAUGACGCACUGGUCGUGGAAGAGGAAAGCGAAGAAUCCGAAUCUGGGGGUAGUCCAGAUGAUGCCAGCAUUUCUACACAGGAACUUGUCGAACGGAAGAACUCACAAGCACCCGGCGCUCCCCAACAACAAGGUGGCGGCAUGAACAUCUCCUACCGUGUCAACAUGGUUGACGCGCAAGUCAUGCUGAUUGCGAAUCCUGCUAUUAGCAGCUCUGAAGCUAUCGUACUGGGUACCAAGCAAGUACUCGUGUCGCAACAACAUGCAAUGGCUUUACAAGUUGAAAAAGUUGGCAUGUUCCUGUGUCGCAUGGAUCAAUUUGAGACAACGAGGCUGCGAAUUCUGGACGACUUUAGUAUACAGACAUCGCUUGAUAUGCGCUCUCAAGGCGCCGACUCCUCUCUCACCAGCAUCGCUGUUGACAUCGAGCCCCUCGUGCUUCGCUUGUCAUUGCGCGACAUAAUGCUAGCCAUGCAGAUUGUUAACCGUGCUUCAGCGCUGAACACCAGUCCCGACAAGAAAAUGUCAGACGAGGAACCAAAGAAAUUGCAGCAAGUCAAAAAACAAUCUGCGAAGUCGAAGAAGGCUGCACUAUCGACCAAGAACGCGGCCGCGUCGACGUCGAGGAUGCGAGCUACUAGCAUCAGCACCAAGAAGACGGGCAGCAAGCAGACCGACGUGCAGGCACCUGGUCCGGGCUCAGCUGUUCUGAAGCGUGAAGAGAUGACGCUUUCGAUGGAAGGCAUCCGUGUCGUACUCAUCGGUGAUCUCCACGAGUUGCCAAUGCUCGAUUGGAGCGUCAAGAAAUUCAUUGUCGAUGUGAAGGACUGGACCGCGAAUAUGACCGCUGAUACCCAGAUCGACACUUUCUUCAACGUAUACAACUUCUCCAAAUCAGCAUGGGAACCACUGAUUGAGCCUUGGCAAGUUGGUUUCCACAUGGCCAAGGAGACCAAUCCUGACAAGUUAGCCGUCGAGCUGUAUUCAAGAAAGACUUUGGAGUUGACUGUCACGAGCGCCACAAUCGCACUGGCAAGCAAGUCUGCACAAUUCUUGAGCAGCGACGAAGACGUGCUCUCCAAGCCACGUGGCAACGACGCGCCAUACAAGAUCCGCAACUGGACUGGCUUUGAUGUAGAUGUCUGGGCGAGUGGAGAGCAAUCUGGCGACGAUGAAGGCCAGGCAGCUCGCCUGGCAGAUGGCGAAGAGCAGCCUUGGCGCUUCGAGGAUCCAUCCACCACACGUGAGACGCUCAGUCCAGAGGGCCAGACAGGUGUCAUUGGCGUUCGGCUCGAAGGCAGUGGCUUCGACAGCGUGGACCGUAUUCAUGUCAAUCGCGAAGGCGAGGAGUUGUACAACCUCAAGCCAAGAAAGGAUAAGAUCCAGCACCGCAUGCUUGUUGAAGUCAGACUUGGCCCUGACAAUGUCAAGUACAUCACUCUUCGGAGCCCGCUUCUUGUUGAGAACCAUACUCAGAUCCCGAUCGAAUUGGGAGUGUUCUCGCCCGAAGAGGGGCAUUUGCUCAAGAUUGAAAAGAUUGCGCCCGGCGAGUCAAGGCCCAGUCCGGUCGGCGCUGCGUUCAUGCAUUCUCUGGUUGUGCGACCUGAUCAAGGCUUUGGGUACACUUGGUCGAAUGAACGACUGUUCUGGAAGGACUUGCUCAAGCGGCCAAUCAACACUUUGACAUGCCGAGGCGAGUCUGAUGACAAUAGCCCGCCGUUCUACUUCCAGAUGCAGUCGGUGUUCGACAAGAAUAAUCCUCUGACAUCUGUAUACCCAUAUCAGCGUUUGAAGCUGUCUGCGCCCAUUGAGGUGCAAAAUCUGCUUCCAUUCGACUUCAAGUACCGCAUCUACGACAAGAACACCAAGAAAGACUGGACGAACUUCUUGCGCAAAGGUGGAGUGUCGCCGGUUCACGUUGUCGAAUUGUCGCAUCUGUUGCUGCUCAGCAUCGAUAUGCAAGAUACUCCUUUCAAGGCCAGCGAGUUUGCCAUCAUCAACACGAACGACAAGAACGACUUCCAACGCGAGAAAACCUUGACAGUCAAGGACAACAACAACAUUGACCUGCGACUGAAGAUUCACUACUACAACGUACCAGACAGUGGUGGAGCCUUCAAGAUCACAAUCUACAGUCCUUACGUUGUGCUUAACAGGACAGGGCUGGAGCUGGACAUCAGAAGCAAGGCUUACUUUGGCUCCACCAGUCGGGCGGCUGGUCAGUCUGCACUGAUCAACGCCGAGGACGAUGGGAGGAAGGCCACCCCGUUCAUGUUUUCGUUCCCGACUGAUGAUCGCAAGAAUCGUGCUGUGCUGAAGGUUGGCGAUUCGUCUUGGAGUCAGCCUGUCAGUUUUGAUGCCAUUGGAGCCAAUGUGGAUGUCAAGCUGCCUGCAGAAUCUGGCCGAGCGGAGAUGCACUGUGGUCUGACAGUGACUGAGGGUGAGGGCAAGUACAAACUCACCAAGGUUGUCAGCAUCCUGCCGCGAUUCAUCGUAAAGAACAAGUUGAGCGAGGCGAUCCAGAUUCGGGAACCGGGGUCGAGCGAUUUCACGACCCUGCAAGCUGGUGAACUUCAUCCAUUGAGGUUCUUGAAGCAGACGACCGGCCAGCAGCUCAGUCUAUGCUUCCCCGGUGUCAAUAAUUCCUGGUCUUCGCCUUUUGACAUUGCAAACAUGGGUUCAGUACAUGUCAAGCUUGCGAAGGCUGGCGAGCGACAGCGAUUGGUCCGGGUCGAGAUCUUGAUGGAGAACGCAUCGAUCUACCUACAUCUGAGUUUGGAGACCAAACACUGGCCAUUCUCGAUGCGCAAUGAGUCGGACCAGGAAUUCCUCUUCUGGCAGGCCAAUCCUAACGUCGAUGAAGAUGAAGAGGACCGGUCGUCUGGUUGGAAACCGAUUCGCUACAGACUCCCUGGCAGAAGCAUUAUGCCUUACGCUUGGGAUUAUCCUUCGACCAAGAACAAGAAUCUCAUACUCAGUGCCAAUGGCAAAGAGAGACACAUCAAGCUUGCCGAGAUUGGUAACCUGAUACCGAUGCGCAUUCCAGCAAAGGGUCAGGCAGGACCCAAGAUCGUGGACUUGAACGUCGUGGCUGAUGGACCUACUCAAACACUGGUCAUGAGCAAUUACAAGCCGAACACAAGUCUGUACAAGCAGAAGUCCGCCAGCGCCAGUGCGAGCACAAGCACCGGAUUCGAAGUCAAGGAGCAGGAUACUGGUGUCACAAUGCGAGCGACGCUUCGAUUCGCAGGCAUUGGCAUCUCACUGGUCAACUCGCAGCUACGAGAGCUUGUCUAUGCCACUUGGCGAGACAUCGAGCUCAAGUACACUGACUCCGAACUGUACCAGACUGUCGGUCUCACCAUCAAAUGGAUCCAGAUUGAUAAUCAGUUGUAUGGCGGUAUUUUCCCACUCAUCUUCUAUCCUUCUGUAGUCCCGAAGACUGGCAAAGAGAUGGAGAGUCAUCCGAUCUUCCGGACAGCCAUCACCAGGGUCAAAGACGACUCGUACGGUGUGCUGUACAUCAAGUACUUCACCUUCUUGAUGCAACAGAUGACCAUCGAGAUCGAUGAGGACUUCAUCUUUGCUCUUCUCGACUUCACAAAGGUCCCUGGCGCAAGCUGGACUGAGGAGAAGGAAGGCCAACUCGCUCCUGAGACUCUCGAUGUGCCAGAGCCCACACAAACCCAAAGUGGGCAGGACAUCUACUUCGAGCUGUUACAUCUGCAGCCGAUGCAAUUCGAUUUGUCCUUCGUGCGGACGGAGAGAAUCAAUGCCGAGGAUACUGGAAGCAGCUCGAGCAACCCAUUCAUGUUCGCAGUCAAUGUGCUGACGAUGAGUAUUGGCAAUGUCAACGACGCACCGAUCCGAUACAAUGCGCUCAUGCUUGAAAACGCAAGAUUGAGCACUGGCGCCCUCAUCAGCAGUAUCCAGAGCCACUACGUGCAGGAGUCCUUGCGACAGGUCCACAUAGUAAUUGGAUCUGCAGAUUUCCUUGGCAACCCUGUUGGCUUGUUCACGAACAUCGCUUCUGGUGUUGGCGACAUCUUCUACGAGCCAUACCAAGGGCUUGUGACUGAUCGUCCACAAGACUUGGGUGUUGGUAUCGCAAAGGGUGCUAGUAGCUUUGUCAAGAAGAGUGUGUUUGGUAUCUCUGACAGCGUGAGCAAGUUCACUGGAUCCAUCUCCAAGGGCUUGGCUGCUGCGAGUAUGGACAAGGAAUUCCAAGAUUCGAGACGCAUGUCCAGAAGCAGGAACCGACCGAAGCAUGCUCUGUACGGAAUCACUUCGGGUGGCAAUGCUUUUGCCAGCUCACUCGCCAGUGGGAUUGGCGGUCUUGCCAGGCAGCCAUUACAGGGAGCCGAGCGUGAAGGUGCUGCUGGUUUCGUGAAAGGCGUCGGAAAGGGUCUGCUUGGCCUACCGACCAAAGCACUCAUUGGCGGUUUCGAUCUCGCUUCUUCCAUGGCAGAAGGUGUACGCAACACAACGACUGUCUUCGAUCAAGAAGGUCUCGAUCGCGUCCGACUCGCCCGCUUUAUCGGCACCGACGGCAUCGUCCGCCCUUACAGCCAGCGCGAAGCCCUCGGACAAUUUUGGCUGAAGACCCUCGACAACGGAAAAUACUUCAACGAAUCCUACAUCGCCCACCUCGAACUUAACUCCGGCAGCCAGGGUGACCGCUCUGGCGCCAUGUCUCCUACUUCGCCUCGCAGCCCUACUGCAUCAUCCGAAGCUAGCAUGCUCGUCAUGAUCACCUACAACUCUAUCAUGCUUGUCCGCGCGAAGAAGUUGACAUCGGAAUGGGAGGUUCCAUUGAAGGAUAUUCAGACGAUCUCCAAGGAACGCACGGGUAUGAGCAUUGUGCUGAAGGGCGGGACGAAUGGGCCUUUCGUUCCGAUUGCAGAUGAGAUGAGUCGCAAUUGGCUGUAUCGACAGGUUGCGGUUGCGGUUAAUGCGUAUAAUGAUAAGUGGAAUGCGAAAGGGUGAGAUUGUGGGAUGAUUGACAGGACCUGGGAACGUUUGAGGGGCGAGGAAAGUGAAAAUUGCAUUGACUGGGUUUGAAGAGCUUCGUGGCGCG